CGCACUUAUAUAUAUGUUCUAGCUGGCCGGUUUCAGAGACGCAAGGGCAUGGAAACCGACGCCGAGCCGCCGCAGCCGAGCGACGCGCCAUUGCCAGCAAUCGAGACGCUCACCAUCUGCACUGAGGACCCGCCGACGCCGGCAUCCGAGCCUCUGAGUGAGCGCGGUGACAACAACGACACAGGCCCCUCCUCCUCGUACGACCGAGGACCACCCGAUUGUCGAGGCCAUGCUUGGCACCGUCGUUAAAGACGUCGACAACUUUUACCUCUCGCUAGACGACCUCGACGUGCGCGUCGUCCUGCAUGUGGCGUCAGCGCUCUCAGCCCUCGCCGCGGCCGAGCCGAUGACGACCGUGCGCAACGUGCGUCUCCUCAGCUGUGUCUUGGGCCUCGAGACCAUCGGCGCGUGGCUCGAGCGCUACGGCGUCGACUGCCUCCGCCCGCUCCUCAAGGCGUCCAUCCGGCGGCAGCGGCGCUCGUUCAACGACGCGCCGACGCAGCUAGCACUCAUUUUGACGACGUUCAACAUCACAUCUGCGGUGCUGAGCGUGCGUGACGAGCUGCCAUCAUCGCCUUCUGUGUCGACGGUCCCCGUGCCACCGUCACUGCCGAGCUCGCCCAAGAAGCGGCGGCGACCGCCGGCAGCCUCGUCGCCGCGGCAGGCGGGUGCGCCGCAAGAGGGCCUCCACCUGCUCCUCGCCGAGGUGAUGCACAAGUACCAGCACCGAACACUGUCGCGCAAGCCGCAGUUUAGCAUUGCCAAAGCGUCACCAACUGCGGCGAAUGCAGCUUCUCGGCGGCAGCUCUCGCUCUCGUACGGCAACAUGAAAGGCAAAGUCGCCGCCACGUCGCCUUCCUCCACUGCAUCCUAA
Messenger RNA from Saprolegnia parasitica CBS 223.65, 874 nucleotides. RefSeq lists its product as hypothetical. The transcript has a single exon. The coding region runs from base 230 to 874 and encodes 214 amino acids. The record is from RefSeq and is a predicted model, not a curated record. NCBI's taxonomy places the organism in Eukaryota, Oomycota, Saprolegniomycetes, Saprolegniales, Saprolegniaceae.